Plasmodium cynomolgi strain B is the source of this 3030-nucleotide messenger RNA. RefSeq lists its product as hypothetical. Bases 1 to 3030 code for a protein of 1009 amino acids. The record is from RefSeq and is a predicted model, not a curated record. Lineage: Eukaryota; Apicomplexa; Aconoidasida; Haemosporida; Plasmodiidae. The transcript has 2 exons.
AUGAACAUAUCAAUCAAGGAGAGCCUAGAACACAUUUGCAGAGUGUUCAAUUUUUUUGGUAUAGAUUACAUAACGGCAGAUUUACUGAGAAGAGGAAAAUGUGAGAAAAAUGGGAAGAAAAAAAAGAAGGUAAUUAUUUGUUAUAACUUCCUCAUUAAUGAUUUGUCUCUACUGUACUGUUUCGAUUUUAAGAGGAGAUUCAAACCGACCUACAGCGCGUACGUAGAAAAAGAAAUUUCUAGGGUAGAACGGGAAAUAUUCUCGAGGGGGAAAGAUGCUACUGGGUGUACUACACCGGGUAGAACCCCCUCAGGUGCAAAGGGUUCACGUGGCAGUGGCGACGUGGGAAACACUCCCUGGGGAGAAGAAUGCACCUACCGUAGUGGUGCACACGAAACGGAUGAUGCGGACGAAGCGGGUGAUGCAGACGAUGCAGACGAAGCGGAUGAUGGAGAUGAAAACGGAGGAGACCACUUCGUGGAGGAACUAGGAAUGGAUAAUGCUCCUUAUGUGGAAGAUCUGAAUAUCGUGUCCCCCAUGGCUGUGCUUCUUCUUGAGCAUUUUGAGUACCCUAGGCUGUACCACCUUCUCAAGUGCCAUUUUCAAAUGUGCAAGGAGUUGCUCCUAUGCAUCGGGUUCCUAAUUGACAGCACCCAAUUAUUUGAGCACUAUGAUAAGAGGCAGCCAUUUUAUGAGUCCUUCUUUCGGGACCUCAGAUGUGCUGGCAACCCAGGGGGGGGGCGAAGUACCUCUACCAGACAGAGGACAAACCGGAUGCAAGAAAAAACGCUGGAGAAGGCAAACGAAGGAGGAGGAGAAGCAGCAGCAGGGGGAGCAGGAGAAGACUACUUCCACGUAAUAAAUGAAGCCAUGCUGCUGCUUUCGAACCGACCCUACGAUUUGGAACUUUUCCAGUAUAGACACAUGUACCAGUUUUUGUAUGAACAGAAAGGCAGAACCCGUGGAGGAGGUGACAGGCAGAUGAGGGGAUCUGAACCCAUAGCAGGAGAGUUAAGAAGGGGGUCUGAACAUAGCGAAAGUGAGUAUUUAAAAAAAAGGAACACCAUACUGACUUCAAAAUGGAAUGCAAAACGGGGGAGUGAUCCCUUCAGUGAGGGGAAAAGCAUAACUGAGAAGGUGCACGACGGUUGUGUCGACCCCGAGGGGUGGAAUUCACCCAACGGGGAUGCCACUCCCACGGAAGAGGAACUCACUUUAGAGGAAUACGUAUCGUACGACUACGCAACAUACCAAGAAAAUUUCAUCAAUCGAUAUGGGCGCAGUUCCGGAGGGUUGGAAGACCUAACGGGGGGGGCUUCUUCAACAGGAAGUGUUUCCAACAGAAGCAGUCCAAGUGACGAAUUGCCCGUAGUCGCCGAUGAUCAUGUAAAGAUGUAUGUCCCUGAGCUGACAAGAAACGUUAACAAGCAUUGCAGUCAAUUGAUCCAACUGCAGAGGAAAAUAACUCAGAGAAUAAACCAUAUGCAACACUUGGACAAAAACCGACUCCUUUUGUUUCACAAAUUUAAUGCACUACUGAAUGCCUACAUGGAACCACACAAUGUCGUUGUUAACAUUGCCGAUUUGGACGACCUAAAUAAUUCAAUUCAAGGAAAGAAGUGUCUCGAUAGGACCAGAUCAAUGGGGAGUAAAAACAAAAAAGUGGACCUCAUGCAUAAUGCUAUGUUCACUGUGGAAGUCGAUUUUGAAAGGGAUAGAGAAAAUGUGAAGAAUAAAUUAUGCGGACGUGAAACGGGAGUCAACAAAGCGGCGAGUGCAUUUCCGAGCAAAGGACAUAACUCUGCAGGAGGAGGGGGUGUAUCACCCCGUCGUGGUGGAUACCCCAUAAACCACAGCAGUAACGUAGAGGAAGAACUACUUGAUGAUGUAAACUACGAACAUGUGCUGAGUGACAGAGUAACCAUUAAUGAAUUUUUCUUACUGAAUGAUCCGGCACUGUAUAAUAGAGUCUGCCAUGUGUAUAGGAACGGGGUGAACCUUUUCCACGUCGAACAACUACGGGCUGUGUUUUGGUUGUGGCUUCAGUCAAUCUUUCCGGACGGUGCUGUUGGGGAGGAAGAGACGGAGAGCGACGAUGCGUCUGUCAAUGGAGGGUCAGAGGGGCCAUCUGCCUCCGUCGACUUGUUUGACCUGAAUAACCACAAGUUUUUUUACGACAAUUUGGUGGCGCCUGCCGAGCCGGAGACCCUCUCCAUCCACGUGCUAAGCGACCUGAACAAUUUCGAACAGAAUUUCAAACUGCUGAAGGAGUACCUCCUGGACAAGGGGUGCACCAUCGGGUACAACAAAGUGACAGCCAAGGUAGGGGGGAAGCCAUACGACCAUACAACAAAACUGAGCAGUAUGACCAAAUACGUAAACGAUCUGCAUGCGGAAUUCGUUGCCUACUGUAACUAUAAAAAGAGGGCAAAGGACGUGAGCGACGAAAUGUUCGUUGAUUUUCUCGAGACAAAGAAAAAAAGUAUGACCAUCAGUUCCAGCGUCGAGAAGGAGGACUACACCAACCUGGCCAGCAUCGUCAACAGGCACCUCAUCGGCAUAGAUAAAAUUCUAAGGUAUAACCCCAUUUUAAAUUUCACCAACGUGGUCGAAGGAAUUAAAAGCCAAAAUUUCAUUCGGACGGAAGUGGAUGUCUCCCGGGUGGACUCCCAAGACUGGCACAACAUGUACGCCUUCCACAGAAAAAAACGCGGGGGGGUCCCCAGUCCCCUCGGAGAGGUCACCACCACUAGGACUGACCACCUUCCCCCCAACCAUGUAAUUAAUUUCACGACAAACUCAAAAUAUCAAAUAAAUACAAAGCCGAAGACGUAUGCCUCCACCAUUUUUAACUAUUCCGAUCAGUUUAUAUCGAAUAACGACAUUUAUUCCUUCUCCGAAAAUGUUAGCAAGUCGGGGAACGAGUUUGCUGCGUUUGUGAAGGGGAAGAGGGAGAAGUGCAGACACAACUUCCAUCACGUUUUGCGCAAGGUGGAGCGCUACAUGAAUUGCGUCGCGUACAACCUGUAG